GUAAACAAAAAGCUAAAUUUUAUAAUUCAGCUUGGACCGGCUGCAAAAAUUUAUAUUUUACCCAAAAAUUAACUUGAAUUUCUUAAAUAAUGCCUACCUGGAAUCAAAUACAAAUGCAACUUCGAAGUCCCAACAAUCCAGUUGUAUUUUUUGAUAUAUCUGUUGGAACCACAGAAAUUGGUCGAAUGAUUUUCGAAUUGUUUGCCGAUACAGUGCCAAAAACAGCCGAAAAUUUCCGCCAAUUAUGCACAGGCGAAUACAGACCCGAUGGUGUACCAAUGGGUUAUAAGGGCGCCAGUUUUCAUAGGGUUAUCAAAGAUUUCAUGAUUCAAGGUGGUGACUUUGUUCAUGGCGAUGGAACUGGCGUGAUGAGCAUUUACAAUGGAACCUUUGCCGAUGAAAAUUUCAUCCUCAAACACGAUUCCCCAGGACUUCUAUCGUUGGCUAACAGCGGCAAGGAUACCAACGGUUGCCAAUUCUUCAUUACCUGUGCUAAGUGUAAUUUCCUUGAUGGCAAACACGUGGUGUUUGGCCGUGUUCUCGAUGGACUACUGAUAAUGAGAAAAAUUGAGAAUGUUCCAACUGGACCGAAUAAUAAACCUAAGCUACCCGUAACAAUAAGUCAAUGUGGACAAAUGUAAAACCCAAGUGUUGUUUUUUUUUUUGUAAAUAAACAUACUUUUUUAUUUAAAUAAAAUAAAUAAAAUAUUGCAAGAGAAAGCAGAUUAACAUAAUUUUCCA
Messenger RNA from Eupeodes corollae, 741 nucleotides. Its product is annotated as peptidyl-prolyl cis-trans isomerase H. The record is from RefSeq and is a predicted model, not a curated record. Bases 90 to 641 code for a protein of 183 amino acids. Gene Ontology annotation, molecular function: peptidyl-prolyl cis-trans isomerase activity. Gene Ontology annotation, cellular component: intracellular membrane-bounded organelle. Gene Ontology annotation, biological process: protein folding; protein peptidyl-prolyl isomerization. NCBI's taxonomy places the organism in Eukaryota, Metazoa, Arthropoda, Insecta, Diptera, Syrphidae. The transcript is spliced from 3 exons.